AUGGCUUGCGCAUCGUCUUCUUUGACGGUGGAGUCCUAUGAAGAUGUUACCACCAGUGCAAUAGCGUCGGGGAGAGAGGAUGCCAAACCCUCAAAUAGGAGACGCCAUUCCUCCUUUCACCCCAGGCGAACGAGCAGUGAACAAGUGAUGGAUGGCGAGGAAGGUCUGAUGCUUAAGGUUGAUAUAUUUCUGUCGGAACUCGAACGCAGAUUAGAUUUCAUUGAGAAAUAUGGGAACCUUACCUUCGAUUCGAGUAUCUCAUGGUCAUAUGCGACGUUACAGGCCGUGAGGACGAGAUGUUCGCAGGUUUCUGGGGAGGUGUUGGGGGCUACGAAACGGAGGGCGAGGAUUAUGGUUGAGACUGUUGAAUCGAGAUACCAGGAUGCUUUGGUGGCGCACGAAACAUUACAUGAGAAAGUCAACACAGGCAUUGGGUUGCUAGAAGGGAUUCUUUCGGAGUUUGAAGUGAGAGCGUAUAAAGUAAAGGAGAAGGGUCUAAGAGGCACAGCGGAAAGUUUGAUGGGUGAGGGGCGCAAAAUGGUAGAUGAAGGAUUGGGAAAAGCAAGGGAAGUGGUUGACGAAGGUUUCGAAAGAGCGAAAAAGGCAGCGGGAACAGUGGAAGAACAUAUCGAGAACGCCAUUGCUCGAGCGAAGAAACACGGACUCAUCAGAUACGAAGACCUACCCAUUCCAUGGCGUGUCAACCCCCACAUCGUCAAAGGCUAUCGCUUUAGUGAAUCAAAAGUGGAAUGUAUACAAUCGAUGUUCGGAUUAUCAAACGAAACCGUGAAUAUUUGGUCACAUGCCAUCGGCUUGCUCAUUGUUCUAUCAAUCGCCUUUUACUUCUAUCCUUCCAGCCACGCAUUUUCCCUGAGUACGAAAGCCGAUGUCCUCAUUGCCGCAUGCUUCUUUUUUGCUGCUUGUAAAUGCCUUGUCUGCAGUACUAUGUGGCAUACAAUGAACAGCGUUGCUGACCAAACGCUGCUGGAACGGUUCGCAUGUGUUGAUUAUACUGGCAUCUCCCUACUCAUUGCCGCUUCUAUCAUGACAGCAGAUUAUACAGCAUUCUACUGCGAGCCGGUAAGUCGCUGGUUAUACAUGGGUGUAACCGCAGCCCUAGGCUUAGGGGGUGUCAUCCUUCCCUGGCAUCCAACCUUCAACCGACAAGACAUGGCCUGGGCACGCGUCGCCUUCUAUGUCUGUCUCGGUGCAACCGGCUUUGUUCCUGCCCUCCAACUCAACCUCACUCGUGGUGGAGCAUGGGCAACGGAAUUUUACGCGCCCCUUGCAAAAAGUAUUACGGUCUAUUUGGUCGGAGCAUGUGUUUAUGCUAGUCAAGUGCCGGAACGAUGGUGUCCAGGCGCUUUCGAUUACGUUGGAGGUAGUCAUAACCUCUGGCAUUUCGCAGUAUUGGGAGGAAUCCUUUUCCAUUACGUAGCGAUGCAAGAAUUCUUUGCAAAUGCAUUCGCGAGAGCUGAGAACGGCUGCACGAUGUAUUGA
This is a messenger RNA of Sclerotinia borealis F-4128, 1500 nucleotides long. The record is from the annotation of a GenBank genome assembly. Lineage: Eukaryota; Fungi; Ascomycota; Leotiomycetes; Helotiales; Sclerotiniaceae.